GUCUGACAGAGCAGCAGCGAUACACUGAGGAGGAGAUAUCUCUCUAUAGUCGUCUCUGCAAGCGCAACCUGAUAGCUCUGCUGCAGCGUUCUGUUGGUCUACAAUCCUGAUAUGUGGGCAUAAAAUACAGCCUAAAAAUGAGUGGAGAAAGCAACAGUGCAAGUCUUACCAAAGGACUGGUUCUGGAAGACUCUGGGAAAGGACUUGCCAUUACCGGGAACACAGAUGACACAAUCACUGCAAAAAGUGGUCUGAAAGCUGAGGAUGAGAUUGUUGCAGUCACAAUAAAAGUAGAUGACCUCAACAAGAAAGAAGUUCUGGACUUCCUGCAGAGCCUCAAACCACGUGAAGACAAUGUGAAAGUUGUGACAAAGAAGGACUUGAAUGCCAGCGCUAGUUUGGGUCCCUUGGGAUUAGGUCUCAAGGGUCCUACAGAGGACCUCCUGGACAAGGAUCUAACACUAAAGGCAUCCGCUGAAGCACCGACUGUUUCUGUGGAUGGCUUGGACGGAAAGCUGAAAGCUGCACCUUGCAUAGGAGCUGAAAUUAGUGGUCCUGCUCUCAAUGGUGCCGUACCCAAACUCAGCCUAAAUAAAGCCUCAGGUGACGCUGGUGCUGCAAUCAAAGCACCCUCCAUUGGGCUGAAACGACCAGAUUUAAAUGCAGAUCUAAGUGGCAACCUUAAAGCUCCUGGUGCCAGUGUCUCAGUUCCCCAGCUCAACACAGGCAACUUUAAUGACAAGACCCCCAAAUUUAAAAUGCCACAAUUCGAUCUGCCUCAUAUCAAAACACCCACAACAGAUGUUGACAUUACCUUGCCCGAAGCUGACACCAAAGGCUCUGAUGUAGAUGUUCAAACCCCUGAGGUUGACAUUGAUGCCUCAUCUGGUAAAAUCAACUGGCCUCAUUUGAAGCGGAAGAAAAAAAUUCAUGGGUCGAAACCAGAUCUGGACUUGGAUACAAACAUUGAUUCACCAGAUGUUAAUCUCUCUGUUCCAAAAGUGGAGGGUAAGCUGAAUACUCCAGAGGUUGAUAUUAACUUGCCAGAUGCAGAUAUCAAAGGUCCUGACGUAGAUGUGCAAACCCCAAAUAUUCAUGUAGAAGCUCCAUCUGGUAAAAUCAACUGGCCUCAUAUGAAAUGGAAAAAGCCCAAACUUCAAGGCCCAAAAGCAGACUUAGACAUGGAUGCAGACCUAAAAACAUCUGAUUUGAAUCUCACAGCUCCAAAGAUUGAGGGUGACAUCAAUGUGCCAAAUGCUGAGCUGAAUCUCCCAAAAGCUGACCUUAAACGUACUGAUGUAGAUGUUAACGCCCCAGAUCUUGAUAUUGACUCUCCCUCAGGAAAAAUCAACUGGCCUCAUCUGAAAUGGAAAAAAAACAAAUUACAUGGCCCCAAAGUUGAUGUGAGUGAAAAUUUGAAUGCCCCAGAUGUUGAUCUCACAGUACCAAAAACUGAUGGUGAGAUUAAUUCACCAGAUGUUGAUCUGAAUUUACCCAGAGCCACUGUUGAUGCCACACCACCAAAUGUAGACAUCAAGUCUCCAUCUGGUAAGUUCAAAUGGCUCACUCUGAAAAAGCCAAAGCAGUCAAUCUCACGACCUAAGGUUGAUGGUCCAGAUGUUGAUUUAGAUGCUGAUGUUUCAGCUCCUGACUUGAAUCUCUCUGCUCCAAAAAUUGAUGGUGAGAUAAAUGCACCAAAUGUCAAUGUAAAUUUACCAAAAGCAGAAUUGGAAGCCCCCAAGUUACAUAUUGAUUCUCCAGAGGUUGAUGUUAAUGGUCCCUCCGGGAAAGCCAAAUGGCUCAACUUUAAGAAACCCAAAUUUGCUACACUAAAAGGACCAAAGGCUGACCUUGAUGCUAAUGUAAAGGUACCAGAUGCGGAUCUCAAAGGGCCUGGAGUGGCUUUGAGUGCACCAGAAGUUAAUCUUUCUGCACCAAAAAUUAAAGGUGGAAUUGAGACUCCAGACCUCAACAUCAACAUACCUAAUGCUGAUAUUAAAAGUCCAGAUGUGGAUCUUAAUGGUCCAGAUGUUGACCUCGAUAAUAAGCUAAAGUUACCCAAAUUUAAAUUGCCAAAACUCAAAGGUCCAAAAGUAAAUGGUCCUGAAUUGGAUGCUGAUCUGAAAGCACCAGCCAUUGAUGCCAGUCUCGACUUGCCCAAAGUUGAUGCACCUCAAGUAGACCUUAAAGCACCAGAUCUUGAUAUCAGCUUACCAAAAGCUGAUCUCAAAGGUCCUGAUGUAAACAUUGAAACUCCAGACUUUGAUGCCUCAGCUGGAAAACUGAAGCAACCCAAAUUUAAAUUACCGAAGUUUGGCAUGGCAGGACCAAAGGUAAAAGGACCCAAAGUUGAUGUAAAUGCUGACAUCAACAGCCCAGACAUGGAACUGUCUCUUCCAGAUGUAGAUGCAAACCUGCCCAAAGCAGAACUUUCAGCACCCAAGGUUGAUCUGAAAGCACCAGCCAUUGAUGCCAUUCUCGACUUGCCCAAAGUUGAUGCACCUCAAGUAGACCUUAAAGCACCAGAUUUAGAUAUCAGUUCACCAAAAGGUGCUCUCAAAGGUCCUCAUGUAAACAUUGAAACUCCAGACUUCGAUGCCUCAGCUGGAAAACUGAAGCAACCCAAAUUUAAAUUACCAAAGUUUGGCAUGGCAGGACCAAAGGUAAAAGGACCCAAACUUGAUGUAAAUGCUGACAUCAACAGUCCAGACCUGGAUCUGUCUCUUCCAGAUGUAGAUGCAAACCUGCCCAAAGCAGAACUUUCAGCACCCAAGGUUGAUCUGAAAGCACCAGCCAUUGAUGCCAGUCUCGACUUGCCCAAAGUUGAUGCACCUCAAGUAGACCUUAAAGCACCGGAUCUUUCCUUGUCAGCACCUAAAGUCAAAGGCAGUGUUGAUGCCCCAGAUCUUGAUAUCAGCUUACCAAAAGCUGAUCUCAAAGGUCCUGAUGUAGACAUUGAAACUCCAGACAUCGAUGCCUCAGCUGGAAAACUGAAGCUACCCAAAUUUAAAUUACCAAGGUUUAGCAUGGCAGGACCAAAGGUAAAAGGACCCAAAGUUGAUGUAGGUGCUGACAUCAACAGUCCAGACAUGGAUCUGUCUCUUCCGGAUGUAGAUGCAAGCCUGCCCAAAGCAGAACUUUCAGCACCCAAGGUUGAUCUGAGAGCACCAGCCAUUGAUGCCAGUCUCGACUUGCCCAAAGUUGAUGCACCUCAAGUAGACCUUAAAGCACCAGAUCUUUCCUUGUCAGCACCUAAAGUCAAAGGCAGUCUUGAUGCUCCGGAUUUAGAUAUCAGUUUACCAAAAGCUGAUCUCAAAGGUCCUGAUGUAAACAUUGAAACCCCAGACAUUGAUGCCUCCGCUGGAAAAAUGAAGCUACCCAAAUUUAAAUUACCAAAGUUUGGCAUGGCAGGACCAAAGGUAAAAGGACCCAAACUUGAUGUGAAUGCUGACAUCAACAGUCCAGACCUGGAUCUGUCUCUUCCAGAUGUAGAUGCAAACCUGCCCAAAGCAGAACUUUCAGCACCCAAGGUUGAUCUGAGAGCACCAGCCAUUGAUGCCAGUCUCGACUUACCCAAAGUUGAUGCACCUAAAGUAGACCUUAAAGCACCAGAUCUUUCCUUGUCAGCACCUAAAGUCAAAGGCAGUCUUGAUGCUCCGGAUUUAGAUAUCAGUUUACCAAAAGCUGAUCUCAAAGGUCCUGAUGUAGACAUUGAAACUCCAGACAUCGAUGCCUCAACUGGAAAACUGAAGCUACCAAAAUUUAAAUUACCAAGGUUUAGCAUGGCAGGACCAAAGGUAAAAGGACCCAAAGUUGAUGUAGGUGCUGACAUCAACAGUCCAGACAUGGAUCUGUCUCUUCCAGAUGUAGAUGCAAACCUGCCCAAAGCAGAACUUUCAGCACCCAAGGUUGAUCUGAAAGCACCAGCCAUUGAUGCCAGUCUUGACUUGCCCAAAGUUGAUGCACCUCAAGUAGACCUUAAAGCACCGGCUCUUUCCUUGUCAGCACCUAAAGUCAAAGGCAGUCUUGAUGCUCCAGAUUUAGAUAUCAGCUUACCAAAAGCUGAUCUCAAAGGUCCUGAUGUAGACAUUGAAACUCCAGACAUCAAUGCCUCAGCUGGAAAACUGAAACAACCCAAAUUUAAAUUACCAAAGUUUGGCAUGGCAGGACCAAAGGUAAAAGGACCCAAAGUUGAUGUAGAUGCUGACAUCAACAGUCCAGACAUGGAUCUGUCUCUUCCGGAUGUAGAUGCAAGCCUGCCCAAAGCAGAACUUUCAGCACCCAAGGUUGAUCUGAGAGCACCAGCCAUUGAUGCCAGUCUCGACUUGCCCAAAGUUGAUGCACCUCAAGUAGACCUUAAAGCACCAGAUCUUUCCUUGUCAGCACCUAAAGUCAAAGGCAGUCUUGAUGCUCCGGAUUUAGAUAUCAGUUUACCAAAAGCUGAUCUCAAAGGUCCUGAUGUAAACAUUGAAACCCCAGACAUUGAUGCCUCCGCUGGAAAAAUGAAGCUACCCAAAUUUAAAUUACCAAAGUUUGGCAUGGCAGGACCAAAGGUAAAAGGACCCAAACUUGAUGUGAAUGCUGACAUCAACAGUCCAGACCUGGAUCUGUCUCUUCCAGAUGUAGAUGCAAACCUGCCCAAAGCAGAACUUUCAGCACCCAAGGUUGAUCUGAGAGCACCAGCCAUUGAUGCCAGUCUCGACUUACCCAAAGUUGAUGCACCUAAAGUAGACCUUAAAGCACCAGAUCUUUCCUUGUCAGCACCUAAAGUCAAAGGCAGUCUUGAUGCUCCGGAUUUAGAUAUCAGUUUACCAAAAGCUGAUCUCAAAGGUCCUGAUGUAGACAUUGAAACUCCAGACAUCGAUGCCUCAACUGGAAAACUGAAGCUACCAAAAUUUAAAUUACCAAGGUUUAGCAUGGCAGGACCAAAGGUAAAAGGACCCAAAGUUGAUGUAGGUGCUGACAUCAACAGUCCAGACCUGGAUCUGUCUCUUCCAGAUGUAGAUGCAAACCUGCCCAAAGCAGAACUUUCAGCACCCAAGGUUGAUCUGAAAGCACCAGCCAUUGAUGCCAGUCUUGACUUGCCCAAAGUUGAUGCACCUCAAGUAGACCUUAAAGCACCGGCUCUUUCCUUGUCAGCACCUAAAGUCAAAGGCAGUCUUGAUGCUCCAGAUUUAGAUAUCAGCUUACCAAAAGCUGAUCUCAAAGGUCCUGAUGUAGACAUUGAAACUCCAGACAUCAAUGCCUCAGCUGGAAAACUGAAACAACCCAAAUUUAAAUUACCAAAGUUUGGCAUGGCAGGACCAAAGGUAAAAGGACCCAAAGUUGAUGUAGAUGCUGACAUCAACAGUCCAGACCUGGAUCUGUCUCUUCCAGAUGUAGAUGCAAACCUGCCCAAAGCAGAACUUUCAGCACCCAAGGUUGAUCUGAAAGCACCAGCCAUUGGUGCCAGUCUCAACUUGCCCAGAGUUGAUGCACCUCAAGUAGACCUUAAAGCACCGGAUCUUUCCUUGUCAGCACCUAAAGUCAAAGGCAGUCUUGAUGCUCCGGAUUUAGAUAUCAGUUUACCAAAAGCUGAUUUCAAAGGUCCUGAUGUAGACAUUGAAACUCCAGACAUCGAUGCCUCAGCUGGAAAAAUGAAGCUACCAAAAUUUAAAUUACCAAAGUUUGGCUUGUCAGGACCAAGGGUAAAAGGACCCAAAGUUGAUGUAGAUGCUGACAUCAACAGUCCAGACCUGGAUCUGUCUCUUCCAGAUGUAGAUGCAAACCUGCCCAAAGCAGAACUUUCAGCACCCAAGGUUGAUCUUAAAGCACCAGCCAUUGGUGCCAGUCUCAACUUGCCCAGAGUUGAUGCACCUCAAGUAGACCUUAAAGCACCGGAUCUUUCCUUGUCAGCACCUAAAGUCAAAGGCAGUCUUGAUGCUCCGGAUUUAGAUAUCAGUUUACCAAAAGCUGAUUUCAAAGGUCCUGAUGUAGACAUUGAAACUCCAGACAUCGAUGCCUCAGCUGGAAAAAUGAAGCUACCAAAAUUUAAAUUACCAAAGUUUGGCUUGUCGGGACCAAGGGUAAAAGGACCCAAAGUUGAUGUAGAUGCUGACAUCAACAGUCCAGACCUGGAUCUGUCUCUUCCAGAUGUAGAUGCAAACCUGCCCAAAGCAGAACUUUCAGCACCCAAGGUUGAUCUUAAAGCACCAGCCAUUGGUGCCAGUCUCAACUUGCCCAGAGUUGAUGCACCUCAAGUAGACCUUAAAGCACCGGAUCUUUCCUUGUCAGCACCUAAAGUCAAAGGCAGUCUUGAUGCUCCGGAUUUAGAUAUCAGUUUACCAAAAGCUGAUCUCAAAGGUCCUAGUGUAGAAAUUCCCACUGUGCAUGCCUCAUGCGAGGAAAGAGUUGAGACACCCAAGGUAAACAUGUGCCCAGCAGACACCAACAUUUCUGUUCCUGGAGUAGGUUUGAGUGCAUCAAAGAUAGAGGGAGAUGUCUAUGAACCCAAUGUUGAAAUAAAAGCUCCAAAUGUGGAUGUCAUUACUGAGAAAUACAAGCCAUUUUUCAAGUUUCCAACGAAAACUCCAGAGGUCAAUACUUGUGCAAACCUUAUGGAAGAUGAUGGUGUUGACUCUGAGAAUGAUGUGUCAAAUACUGAAGUGGAGAUUCCAACAUUUAAAUUCCACAGGCUGCCUACAUACACCAUUCCUGGUAUUGGAGAUAUUGCAGAAGCAAUUGGCUUAUCAAAACUUGACACAGAGGAAAAGGAUUAUGUUGUCAGCAAAGGCAUACGAUUGCCAAUACUGAAUGCAGCAAUAACGGCAGGAAACAGGAUUGACAUUAUGGAGAGAUUGAAAAUGGCAAAGGAAAAAAGAGCCAACAUCUCACCGACCGAAGAGAAAAAUGAUAGCAAUCUGAAACUUUCUGCCCCAAAUGUUAAUGUAAGUGCCUCCACAGAAGCAGGAGAUUCCUCUCUGGUGAGAGGAGGUACUUUCAAAGUAGAAAAGCCGGAAAAGUCUGACUUGGGUCUACAAGCUCCGGAAAUUUCAACAUCCGAUGAAAAUGAAAAAUUGUCUGUUGGCCUCUCAAAUAUGCUUGGAUUAAACAUCAAGGAUUAACGUGCUAAUUGAUUCUUUCAAGGUUAAUCUGAGAACUAAAGCUUCUGUCCUGCAGUAUUGUAUAUACAUGUAACUAAAACAAAUCCUCACUUGUGUUUGUAAUCAAAAACAAAGAGAAAGGGUAUUGAAAGAUGAUGUCAGUUACAGUACUAUUAUUGUGCAAUAACUUUACCAAAUGAAGAAAACUGUUUUAUAGACUGUAUGUAUGUUGUGUUAUUUAUACAUCCUUUUUUUCCCUAUAAACAUAGUUAAUUUGCAAGUGUGAUUCCUAAUAAAUAAUUGCAUAUGAUGAAACUUAACUAUUUACGUUUCUGAGAGGAACUUUAGCUUAAAUAUUUUUAAGAAUCAGUGAACUGUGUGAAUGAAUGUUUCUUUUUGUUUGCUCAGUAAAUCAACCAAAUGCUUUCAAUAUGAUUGUGAAUCUUUACUAAUAUUACAAUUAAAAUAAAAUGGACCA
This is a messenger RNA of Melanotaenia boesemani (Boeseman's rainbowfish), 7560 nucleotides long. RefSeq names its product neuroblast differentiation-associated protein AHNAK. The coding region runs from base 138 to 7103 and encodes 2321 amino acids. Gene Ontology annotation, cellular component: cytoplasm; nucleus. The record is from RefSeq and is a predicted model, not a curated record. Lineage: Eukaryota; Metazoa; Chordata; Actinopteri; Atheriniformes; Melanotaeniidae. The transcript has 5 exons. Gene Ontology annotation, biological process: regulation of RNA splicing.